Messenger RNA from Medicago truncatula (barrel medic), 1292 nucleotides. Its product is annotated as rhodanese-like/PpiC domain-containing protein 12, chloroplastic. The transcript is spliced from 8 exons. The record is from RefSeq and is a predicted model, not a curated record. Gene Ontology annotation, molecular function: peptidyl-prolyl cis-trans isomerase activity. The coding region runs from base 71 to 946 and encodes 291 amino acids. Lineage: Eukaryota; Viridiplantae; Streptophyta; Magnoliopsida; Fabales; Fabaceae.
UCGUUGUCAUUCAUUUCUGUGCCGUCUCUGCGUUGUAUUGGAUUCAUCCAAAGCAAAAGCAGAAGAAGCAAUGUUGAGAGCUUGUCAAUUUCGCGUUGGAUUACCGAUUCCAAAACUCUCUUCACUUUCCACUAUUCCUUCAAUCUUCUCUUUCUCUUUUCCUUCACAUUCUCAUUCCAAAAUCCACACUUUUUCCUACAAAAAACCCUUCCAUUUUCACUCUCCUUCUCUUCCUCUUUCACCCUUUACUUCAACCAUGCCUCCUAAAGCAUCAGCUUCAUAUAGUACUGGAGGUAGUUCUGUUGAAGGUGGAGCGGAAAGGGAAAUAUUGGUGCAGCAUUUGUUGGUGAAAGAAGAUGACCCAAAACUAUUGGUUGAUCUUCAACAGAGAGUCGCUGCAGGUGAAGAUUUGAGUGAUCUUGCUGUGGAACAUUCAAUUUGCCCUUCUAAAGAUGAAGGAGGAAUGCUUGGGUGGGUGAGAAAGGGACAAAUGGUUCCUGAAUUUGAGGAGGCUGCGUUUAGUGCACCUUUAAACAAAAUUGUAAGGUGCAAGACCCAAUUUGGAUGGCACUUGCUGCAAGUUUUAUCUGAGAGGGAAGAACCAGUACUUCUAGACAUUCAACCUGAUGAGCUGCAUGUGAAAUUUCAAGAUCCCAAUUUCUUGGAGGAGGCACAGUUGAUUGAUGUUCGAGAGCCUGAAGAAGUGACCACCGCAUCUUUGCCAGGAUUUACAGUUCUUCCCCUUCGACAAUUUGGAACCUGGGGGCCUGAAAUAAAUUCGAAAUUUGAUCUUCAAAAGGAUACAUAUGUUCUGUGUCAUCACGGAGUGCGGUCUUUACAGGUUGCCAGGUGGUUGCAGUCACAGGGGUUCAGGAAAGUAUACAAUAUUUCCGGAGGAAUCCAUGCCUAUGCGGUGAAGGUCGAUCCGUCAGUUCCUACAUACUGAUUUACAUGAUUCUGCCACUUUCCUCUUCUUGCAUGUGAGCAUUUUUCCUUGCAUGAGAUCAAGAUUUUGCGAGAGGAAUGCAUUCAAUAUUGUAGCAGGUCACACUCUUUGGAAAUUUCAACUUUUACUUGAGAGGCAAGGCAUGCGAUGUUCACAAAUAAUACCAAAGGAAAUAGUAGAUCUAGAUGCCUUACCUAAAUCUUGACCAAUAAAUAUUGGAAAUGUGCUUAUUUUGGAUCAAGAAUUGAAGGCUUCUUAAGUUCUUGUUUCAAAAAAUUAAGAUUUAUAUAUCAGGUCCCUACAAGGUGUUUUUGGUUUCCUCUGCAUCUAACUGUUACUUUUCUUA